AUGCUCCAAAUCCCCAGAUCACAUUUCACCAAUAUGCCCGACAUCAAAUUCUUCCAUGCGCCCGGCGCCUGCAGCCUCGCACCGCACAUCCUCCUCCACGAGGCAGGACUCCCAUACGAGCCUCUGCUAAUCCAAUACAACGGGACUGAAAUCCAGUUCUCUCCCGAAUACAAGAAUCUGAACCCCAAAAUGCGUGUCCCGGUCAUUGUCGUCGACGGCGAAGUCAUCACCGAACUCCCCGCCGUCUGCACCGUCAUCUCCCAACUUGCGCCGGCCAAGAAUUUCAUGGGCAAGACACCACUUGACACGGUUCGGGUAUACGAAUGGAUGAACUAUCUCUCCGGGACUGUCCACUCUGCCGCGUUUGGGCAUUUGUUCAGGCCGUGGCGGUGGACGACAGAUCCGGAUCCCAAGGUGCAUCAAGGGAUCAAGGACAAGGCGAGGGAGAAUGUCAUACAAGCCUUUGCGUACAUUGAGAGCAAGCUGCAACGGGAAUACGCCGUUGGCGAAGAGCUGACUGCUGUCGACGCGUUUUUGUAUCCGCUGUAUCGCUGGGUUGGCAAGAGGGACAUUGAUCUUAGCGUGUACCCCAAGUAUACCGCUCUGGUUGAAGCGCUGGAGAGGAGGGACUCUGUGCAGGCUGUCUUGAAGGCGGAAGGUAUCAAGGCUGUGCGAGAUCUCGAAAAGAUCGAAUAG
Aspergillus calidoustus is the source of this 696-nucleotide messenger RNA. NCBI's taxonomy places the organism in Eukaryota, Fungi, Ascomycota, Eurotiomycetes, Eurotiales, Aspergillaceae. The record is from the annotation of a GenBank genome assembly.